CUCUAUGGAGAAAUGUCAUUCACCGACAACAAUUAAAAAAUGUCGGAAUCGUGUCAAGACGGUAAUUGUCAAGGAAUUAACGAUUAUGGGCCCGACGAAUCACCUACGAAACUUAUCGUCAAUUAUAUUCCUGAAGUUAUGACCCAGGAUAUGAUGUUUUCACUAUUUUCGACAAUGGGUAAAUUGGAAAGUUGUAAACUUAUAGCGAACCGAGGCUAUGGGUUCGUGGAGUACACUUGUCCUGAGGAUGCAAUAAAAGCAAGGAAGGCGUUUAACGGCCUCCUGAUGCAGAAUAAGACGCUCAAAGUGUCGCAUGCACUCCUCAACCCGGAACUGAAGCCGCCGUCGAAACCGGAAGCAGACUGGAACCUCUACGUGUGUAACCUGCCCAAUGAACUGACCUUGCAGGAUUUACAUGGUCUAUUUGCACAAUUUGGUAAAAUAGUUAAUUCCCGUAUAGCGGCAGGUAUAGCAUUCGUUUUAUAUGAACACCAAUAUGAAGCGGAGAGAGCCAUUCAAAAUAUUAAUGGUUCAACUCCGCCUGGAUUUUUACACCCGUUAACUGUUAAGUAUGCUAAUAAGAGUAAUCCAAAUAAACAUAAAAACCUUAACAAUAAUUUUACUAAGAAUUCCUUGGUGAAGCCUUAUCAUUGGAUUAAUCAUAUGGGUGCUAUGGGUGACCACAACUCUCCGAGUACAUGGUCUAUUUAUAUUUAUAAUAUUGCUCCAGAGGUGGAAGAGUUGACUCUGUGGCAGUUGUUCGGUCCUUAUGGUGCUAUUGUGUCGGUUAAGAUAAUUAAAGACCAUCAAACUAAUAAGAGUAAAGGAUUUGGAUUUGUGACUAUGCGAAAUUAUGACCAAGCCGCGAUGGCGAUACAAGCAUUAAAUGGCUAUGUUCUUCAUGGCCAACCUCUCUCUGUGAGUUUCAAAACACAAAAAAGAUAAUGCUGCGAAGAAAGACUUGAACAAACAAUAUCAAUACAGUAAUUAAUAGACGAAAAGAAAUCAUUAUCAUUAAUUGGCAUUGACAUACACUGCAUCGAAAUAGUCCUGAAUUCUGAUUAUUAUUAUUAUGUACACUAACUAUUUGUGAAGUCGACAUUUGUUGAAAAUAUUUUAUUACUUUGAGCUAUCGACAUUGUUAAGUUUGUUUCUUAUUAUGAAUAAUAAUUUAUUCAGUUUGCUCGUUAAAUGUUUCAAGUUUACUAGAAGUUUAAGAUUUGUAUUGAAAGUGAUUGUUGUUUGGAAGUUCAACAUCAGCUGUAAGCUAUAAAGCUUUCAUUAUUUUUAUCUAUUAUUUAAGUAUAAUAAACCAUUUUAAACAAAGUGCUUUUACAAGAUCUUACUAAUUGAUAAGCCACAUUGAGAUGUUUAAUCAGCUACUAGUUUUAGUUGUACACUUUUUUAUAACAUGAUGUCUAUUUAGGUAGUGAAACGAAAUCUAGAUUAUAUCAUAUUUAUACAUUUAGUAUAAAAUUUGCUGAAUUAAAGUUCAUUUUCACAAUUUUAA
This is a messenger RNA of Ostrinia nubilalis (European corn borer), 1510 nucleotides long. It is a transcript of the gene Elav, whose product is annotated as ELAV-like protein 2. The coding region runs from base 40 to 945 and encodes 301 amino acids. The record is from RefSeq and is a predicted model, not a curated record. Gene Ontology annotation, cellular component: ribonucleoprotein complex. The transcript has a single exon. Gene Ontology annotation, molecular function: RNA binding. Lineage: Eukaryota; Metazoa; Arthropoda; Insecta; Lepidoptera; Crambidae.